CUGAGUGAGCUCCGCGCGCCCUUGGGCUGCUCUGUGGGCUCGCAGCUAAUGCAGCGCUGGCUGAAGACAACAAAAGAGAUGGCGGAGGAAGGCUCCUGCACCUACUUGAUCCGCCGCCUGUCCUGCGCGUUCAUCCUGCGGGCUGUGGUUGUGCUGCUUCUCAUUGUCCUGGGGAUAUACAGCGUCUUCUGCAGCCAGCAACUCGCACAGCAACACCGGCUUGAGUCACCUGCGUGGGACAUAGCUGAGCUCCAGCUGAACCACACAGGACCUCGAAUGGAUCCCAGGCUGCACUGGCAAGGGGGCCCCGAACUGGGUCGGUCCUUCCUGCGUGGACCCCAGCUGAACAAAGGGCAGCUGCUUGUCAGGCGUGACGGCAUCUAUAGGCUGCACAUCCAAGUGACACUAUCCAACUGCUCCUCUUUCCCGAAGGCCACCACGUGGCCCAGGGCCACCCUGGCUGUGGGCAUCUGCUCCCCAGCCACCCGAAGCAUUAGCCUGCUGAGACUGAACUUCUACCUCAGUUGCACUGUCGCCUCUCAGCGUCUGACUCCUUUGGCCCACGGGGACAUUCUCUGCACUAACCUCACUCUGCCACUGCUGCCGUCCCAAAAUGCUGAUGAGACGUUUUUUGGGAUUCAGUGGGUGCAUCCCUAA
Messenger RNA from Rhinolophus ferrumequinum (greater horseshoe bat), 657 nucleotides. RefSeq names its product CD70 molecule (gene CD70). The record is from RefSeq and is a predicted model, not a curated record. Gene Ontology annotation, cellular component: plasma membrane; extracellular exosome. Lineage: Eukaryota; Metazoa; Chordata; Mammalia; Chiroptera; Rhinolophidae. The transcript has 3 exons. Bases 49 to 657 code for a protein of 202 amino acids. Gene Ontology annotation, biological process: immune response; tumor necrosis factor-mediated signaling pathway. Gene Ontology annotation, molecular function: tumor necrosis factor receptor binding.